CCACUACAUUUUUGCAAUUUAACUACCUAAUUGUAUAACUAUAAAUUUUAUAAUUUAUUCAUUCAAUAAGUUACAUAGUAGCAAGAAAAAUAAUACAAAGCAAUUGUACAGCGAGAAAAAGAAUAGUCUGUUUAUGGUCUACACUGUUUUCUCUCAAAUUUUAUUGAAUUUGUAAAUGAACAUAGUUCGAUAUCAUUUUUACAUCAUAGUUGGAUUAAUGAAAAAAUGUACAUUUAGAGUCAUAAAUCUAUAAUCGCAAUUUCGUGAAAAGGUAAAGUAAAACAAAGCAUGUUGACACUCGUAUAUCGAGAAUAAAAAAAAUAUAUGUAUAUAUAUAUAUAUAUAUAUAUGACAUUGGGUUUUGCAGUUUUUACAUUUUGCUUAUCUUGUGUGGUUGGAAAAAAAUGGACUGCUUCCGCAUUUACAGUGAGCAACUUUUUUUUCUCGAAAAUUUAAAAAACAUGUUCGAAAUAUGCAAAUAAUGUUCGAUUUCAGAGUGGAAAAAAAGAAUCUUUUUGAACAAUCCCGAAAUGGCUCGUCGUGGGGCGAAUGUAUGUGGCUUACUCACGUAUAAUGUUUGAUCACAUAAUAUCAAUAAAAAGAUUGUUCUUAUUUAUCAGGUAGUCGAAAAAUCAAGAAUAUUCUGGUAUACGGUGUUACUUUCUUCACUGGAUUCGAACGUUCUCGUAGCAUCUAGCUCUCACAAGAAAGAAUCGCUUCGUAUUCGGUACACUUCAGUCAACGGGUCGUCUCCGCGCAGGCUCUCUAUCGUCUAUUCAUCCUUGGAUCUAAACAAUAUUUACAAACGUGUGCUCUAUCGUUGCCAUAUUCCGUCAUUCGCGUCAGUGUGUUUAUUUCUUUCUUCUCCAAAGGGAAUAUAGGUAUAUCUAAUAUAUAGUUGUGCUCGACGAGUCAAGUCUAAAAUAUCAAAUUACUUCUGUCAAAAACAACGUAUCAUAUCGGUUAUUACUAUUCGCGCUAUAUAUAGCUGUAGACGUUUUAUCAUCGAAAAAGCGUAUCAUAUGUGUAUGCAUGAAAAUCACAUAUACAAUAGUGGCACGGAUAUAUAUCUGUAAUAAUUGUGACGACGAAAGAGUCGAACGAAAGGUUAGCGUCUGAAUGGCAAUUCCGACACAGUACCAAACUAUUCAUACCCUGGCUCAGAAUGCAAUGGGAGGUGCCCAUUUACAUACGCCGCAGUCCAUUUUUCAACAUAUGAUGGGACAACAAAACACCCCCCAUCAGAGUGGCCCAUGGCCGCAAAUGCCUCAAGUUCCACCCAUGAUGAUGCCAUGGAGUAUACCCAGUCUUCAGCAGUCUCAGUUGGUUCGCUUCACAGGGGAAAGACCUCCAAUUAUUUUUACCAAAUCUGCCCUUAAAAAGAGGAAAUAUCUGACCAAUGAGCCUACCGAAAUUCAUCGAGCGAAGCAGUUCAUUACAGAAGAAAAGAUGGCAGCUCAUUUUCAAGAUAUGCAUAUAAGCAGCAAUUACAGUGAAAAUUCGGCUGGAGUGAGUUCUGGAGUAAGAGAACCACAGCCCUGUUGCAGUACCAGCAAUGACGAUAUACAUAUAGACCUCGAUAUGGAAAAUGAUCCAACUAGACUUGAGAAUGGCAAAAGUGUACAUCCGAGACUUGUUAUUUCCGAAGAACUUAAGAGACUACAGCAAGAACCUCUUUUACCUGGCAGUUUGCUCGCCAAAUUAGAAACCCGCCCUUCAAUGGCUCUUGUACUCUGGGAACCACCGAGCAAACAUCUGAGGAUGUUGUCGAAUCGUCAAAACGUUCCUCAAUCCCCUAAUGAUUCGAACACCAAUAAUAAUAACAGCGAUAGAAGUAAUAAUGAUAACAGCGAGAAUUUUAUGCAAAGAGACAACGAGUCUGGAAACAACAAUCAUGAAAAUAUUCCAGACAUGAAUCAAUCUCGCAUGGAGGAUCAAAUUAAUCGUGAUCUCGAGCCCAUGGAUCUUUGAAAGCAUAAUGCUCAUUUACUCAUUUUUUUAAUACAAUAUUCGUUUUUCACUCAAUCUCCAUCGUUUCCUUUUUUAUUUCGUACCACGCAGUGAUUUGUGUCUGUUCUUUUCUUCAGGCUCUAAGUCUUAUUUUGAUUGAUCAGCAAUUUUUCUCGUGUGUUAUGGAAAAAAAAACGUACGAAUGUAGUUAGAGCAGCGUGACUAGAAUGAAGUUAUCAGAGAGUUUAUUCUCAAGUAAAUAUCAGUGUUUAAGGAAUGUUUGUAUUUUCUUUUUCAAAAAUACGUAAGAAUGAGGAAUUGGAAAAUAAUGAUACGAGUAUGUUAGUUUGAUGAUUUAACGUAAUGUGACUGUCAUCGUGUAUAUAUUUCGUAUGAAAUCACACAUGAAAAUUGUAUGAGUACAGCGAAGAAUGAAAGAAAAAAGAAACAAUAAAUCUUAGUUACUUGUC
Molecule: messenger RNA, 2420 nt
Organism: Venturia canescens
Lineage: Eukaryota; Metazoa; Arthropoda; Insecta; Hymenoptera; Ichneumonidae
Product: bromodomain-containing protein DDB_G0280777-like
Exons: 4
Coding region: 1120-1971 (283 amino acids)
Source: RefSeq, a predicted model, not a curated record